AUUUUUCCUAAUCAAGACAUGUUAAGCGACAAUGGUUCUCGGCGUCAGUGGUCGAUCUUUUUUUAAAUCGAUCGGAGCCUUUAAUGUGCGUGGUUUACUUCGCACGUCUUCGCGAAAUAUGUCAAAUAUUCAGCCGAAUAGUUCUUGGACUGGCGAAGAAUUUGAAAUACCAGUGCCAUUUGGAGUGAUAGCAGCCAAACGAUGGGGACCAAAAAAUGGGCAUCCAGUUCUCUGUCUUCAUGGAUGGCAAGAGAACGCUGCCGCAUUCGAUCGAGUUAUUCCGCUGUUGAACCCUGACCUUAACCUCACCUUGACAUGUAUCGACUUCGCUGGAUGUGGAUACUCUUCGCACUACCCACCUGGGAUUCCCUACUUUGAAAUCGACAUCAUGUUGCACCUCAACCGCAUUCGCCAUUAUCUACAAAUAGACAAAUUUAGUCUUAUUGGCCAUAGCCUCGGCGGUGGGCUUUCUCAGCUGUUCGCUGCUACAUUCCCAGAGCUAGUCGUUUCUGUGGCCACAAUUGACCUCAUUCGUCCUGUUUACCGACCUAUUGAAACCUACCCGGACCGGUUACGAAAAUCGGUAGAAGCGUUCUUGAAAUGGGAAUACUUGUUGCAUGACAAAGAAGUGAUUUCCCCGGUGUAUUCUCGGGAAGAAGCCAAGGAUCGGAUGUUGAAAGCUGCUCCUUCGCUUACGCCUGAAUCGGCAGAAGUGUUAAUGUCUCGAGGAUUACGACCUGCCGUGACUCCCGACGGUAGGGAAGGGUUCGUGUUCAGACGAGACCCACGUUUGAAGAUUCAGUCCAUGUUCAACUUAUCUCACGCGCAAUUGAAUGCAUUUUUGGAACGAAUCGAAUGUCCGCUCUUGUUGAUCAAAGGGACGCAUGGUCCAAAGUACGAAGGGCAAACAAUCCAUGAAGAGGUGCUAGCGUUUUUUGAAGAAAAAAUAAGCGAUUUCACUUACGUGGAGGUUGAAGGCAAUCAUCAUGUGCAUUUGAACAAUCCGAGCGGAGUGGCCGACGAGCUAAACAAAUUUUACGAGCGUAUUUAUUCGAAUGCCGAAGGCAAAUCCAAAUUGUGAUGUUGGGUGCUUGGUAGUUGCUUUCGGGGAUUGAUUUCCAUAGGAAAAAUUUCCGUCGCCGUUUUGAGUGCGAAACUUGUUAAUAUUGGAAAAGAGUUGGGUUCAUUCUUGGUUAA
Notodromas monacha is the source of this 1197-nucleotide messenger RNA. NCBI's taxonomy places the organism in Eukaryota, Metazoa, Arthropoda, Ostracoda, Podocopida, Cyprididae. The record is from the annotation of a GenBank genome assembly.